CAGCACUAGGAGAUCUGAAAUCUAAUCGCAUGCACCAUACCUCCAGGAUAUUUUUUUAAAUUACAUAUAUAAACCCGCCGGCAGGCAGCCGCGCUCGCAGCCGCACACACACACACACAUAUAUACAUCCACACGCCGGCAGAGCCGCCAGCACCCGCACAGCAGCUGAGCAAACACCUUGCCUCUUCCCGCAGGAUAUACCCGCUCACACACAUCUCUCUUCAUCUCCUCCUGGCUUCCCGGAGGAUCGCGCCGGCUGUUUUCCAUGGAGAAAGUCCAGGGAGAAAUGGAGAUUGAGAGAUGGGAAAGAAGUGAAGAGAUUUCAGACGCAGAAAAAAAGGUUAUUCAAGAGACAUGGAGCAGAGUAUAUGCAAACUGCGAGGACGUUGGGGUCUCCAUACUCAUCAGGUUUUUUGUCAACUUCCCAUCGGCCAAGCAGUACUUCAGCCAGUUCAAGCACAUGGAUGAUCCGCUGGAGAUGGAGAGGAGCUUGCAACUGCGUAAGCACGCUCGGCGGGUCAUGGGUGCCAUUAACACUGUGGUGGAGAACCUCAAUGACUCCGAAAAGGUCUCCUCUGUUCUGGCCCUGGUGGGCAAGGCCCAUGCCCUCAAGCACAAAGUGGAGCCCAUCUACUUUAAGAAACUUACUGGUGUCAUGCUGGAGGUCAUUGCUGAAGAAUACGCCAACGACUUCACUCCGGAGGCACACGGUGCCUGGACCAAGAUGAGGACCCUCAUCUACACCCACGUGACGGCGGCGUACAAGGAGGUGGGCUGGGCGCAGUACCCCACCGCCACCCUGUGAGCAGCCGGCGGGGCCGGGCGAGGGGCAGGGAGGGCUUCGCUCACCCCAGGACUUCACUCUGGUCUCUUCUCAAGAUCUUCGCUCAGUCUGGGGAGCCCAGUAGGGCCAGCUCUGUUAGCUGCCACGUCACAAUUUGAUCUCCACGGGGUUUAAAAACAAACUAAAUAAGCCAAAAAAAAAA
Messenger RNA from Egretta garzetta (little egret), 986 nucleotides. It is a transcript of the gene CYGB, whose product is annotated as cytoglobin. Gene Ontology annotation, molecular function: oxygen binding; heme binding; iron ion binding. NCBI's taxonomy places the organism in Eukaryota, Metazoa, Chordata, Aves, Pelecaniformes, Ardeidae. The record is from RefSeq and is a predicted model, not a curated record. The coding region runs from base 266 to 805 and encodes 179 amino acids. Gene Ontology annotation, biological process: oxygen transport. The transcript is spliced from 3 exons.